CGAGUACUGCCCUCAAACAGAAUUAUCUCCGGGUUCUUGAACCAACGCCACUAUCACGCCGUCUGCGGACUUUAUGCACCUAUCACUAUCCUCAGCGACGCCCACAUCGCCAAGAUCGGCAAGUUCGCGAUGCAAGUCAUUGCCCCGCUCCGCCACGUGAGUCGUCUAACCUCGAGGCCGGGUAAUUUGGUGAAAAUGGCGUCAACGAAGACAUCGAGGAAAGCAUAUCCGUUAUUGAAUACCUACGGCUAGAGUGGUAUAAAAGGAUGUAAAACCUGUUGUGCUAACUAUAUUCAUCGUGUUUCUUUGAGUGAUUCAACUUAUACCAUACCUUACCAUCUCCGAGCAUCAUGGCAAACGUAGAGGAACAGUACGCGCUCUCACAGGACCAGAUCGACUUCUUCGUGGAAAAUGGUUAUAUCAAACUGUCGAACUGCUUCACAAAGGAGCAAGCCGACGAUAUCCAGUCCACACUAUGGACACGACUUGGUAUGGAUCCCAACGAUAUGUCAACAUGGAACAGUGAACGCAUACACAUGCCUCAUUUCCGAGAGUUUGAUGUCUCGACUUUUUCCCCACGCGCUUGGGCAGGCAUGUGCUCCCUUCUUGGAGGCGCUUCUCGGAUCAAGGGUGCCUUGACCUGGAAAGACGGCUUCAUAGUAAAUCUCGGGACGCCUCAGGGCCACAACAAAGUUGUCAAACCUCAAAAGCUAUACAACUGGCACGUUGACGGCGACUUUUUCGUACAUUAUCUUGACUCACCGGAACAAGGGCUUCUCGUGAUUCCAUUGUGGAGCGACAUUGUCGAAGGUGGAGGAGGUACAAUGAUUUGCCCCAAAGCGAUUGAGCCGGUGGCCCGACUCUUGGAGAAAGAAAGAGAAGGAGUAAGUCCGCGAAUGACACCUAGAAGGGAGAAUCCGGAGAUGAAGCCAGAGCAAGGACUAGACUGGUUCAAUCAGAUUGCGAAGAACAUGCCUGAUGAGGCGUUUGUGGAGGCGACUGGCGUUGUCGGAGACGUGUAUCUGCUUCAUCCGUUGAUGCUGCAUUCGGCGAGCAACAACCAACACAGGAAGGUCAGAGUGAUCACAAAUCCGCCAGUGUCUGUGAGAGAACCAUUCUCAUUUGAUAGAGAGGACGGAAAUUAUAGCGCAGUGGAACGCAAGACAUUAAGGGCACUUGGAAAGGACCGACUUGAGGGGUGGAAGAUAGAAGGUAAGAGAGAGAUGAUUGUGCCUGAGCGAAUGAAGAUUCAAGAAGAGAUGAAGAAAAAGGAAGCGGAACGAUUGCAGAAGUUGAAGGAGAGUCGGGGGAUCCCGAAUGAAGCCCAACAAGUCCGAUCUGUGGCGUAAAUAGCUUGAGUACCAUGAUCGAACAAACAGCAACAACGAGCUAAGAAUGUAUUAAAUUGUGUUUCAAGACACUUGCAACGUCACCCCG
Messenger RNA from Dothidotthia symphoricarpi CBS 119687, 1437 nucleotides. RefSeq lists its product as uncharacterized. The record is from RefSeq and is a predicted model, not a curated record. The coding region runs from base 351 to 1349 and encodes 332 amino acids. Lineage: Eukaryota; Fungi; Ascomycota; Dothideomycetes; Pleosporales; Dothidotthiaceae. The transcript has 2 exons.